AUGAUAAUGAUAAUAGAAGUAGGGAAGAAGAGGGCUCCUAACAACCUCUAUGUGCCAACUAAGGCAGUCAGUAUACCCACUGGUAAAACCGACAAAACGCAACUUAGCAUAACGGAUUUUAGGACAGUUACUAGCCCUUCUUCUAGCCCUACAGGCAAGUCAUUGGAAUUAGAUCUCAGCAACGCUCAAUUUACCCCACCUAACGGCAGGGCAUCUUUUAGUCUUAACAUAAGGAAACCGCUAAAUAUCGCGCCAGGUGAACUCGUUAACCUUAUAGCUUUAAUUAGAAUGAUUAUGGACGAGAAAUCUAUCUAUGAUAAAGAACUUGAGACUACUGGUGGUAAAUUCGAAGAGGUAAAGAGUGAGAAGAUUGCAGUUUUAGCUUAUCUAAAGAUUAAAAUAAUCCAGAAAUCUGGGAAUAACCCUGUGGCUCUUACAUUCUGUGGUCUCUUGCUUGUAAAAGCAGAGAGAUUAGCUAUCUCGAGGUAG
Messenger RNA from Fusarium oxysporum Fo47, 489 nucleotides. RefSeq lists its product as uncharacterized. NCBI's taxonomy places the organism in Eukaryota, Fungi, Ascomycota, Sordariomycetes, Hypocreales, Nectriaceae. The record is from RefSeq and is a predicted model, not a curated record. The transcript is spliced from 4 exons. Bases 1 to 489 code for a protein of 162 amino acids.